AUGCAGUCAAACAGCAAAGAUCUGCUUCGUUUGGAGGCUGAAGCCUUGUCCUUGGAAUCAAAACUUGUCUUUUGCAGUAGAGAUGGCGGAUCUGAAUCCCUAAAUUUAAAACCUGACCUUUGUAAUAAGAAGCCCGAAAUUUCUUCUGUACCCAAAAGCCAAGUUCUAACAAAGGUGAAGGAUUUUUUGGGUGUGUUUUUGGAAAAUACUAGAAAAGUGGAGCUUGAAGCGAAGAAGAAUCCUGAGAAAUAUGAUAUUGAAGCUCUUACGGGUGAAGAAUCUGAAUACAUAGAGAUGGACUUAAUGUUGGGCGUCGCUGAGCUUCACACACAGGAGGCUGUUUCAGCUGCUGAAUCCGCAAUAGCAACUGACCAACCAGCAAUCAAUCUGCCCAGCAGUGACAACGAGACAGAAUCUGAAGACAGUAGCAGUGAGGAUGACAGCACCAGCAAAAGUGCUGCUGAUGAUGUAGCUUCUUCUCUAGGAAAAGAAUCUAAGCCGAAAGCACUGAAGAGGAAGCGACAUUCGGUAAACUCACCUAACAUAGUUGAGCUUUCUUAGCGCUGAGGACAUCAAAUUACACUAGUUUUUUUUGUGAGAAAUUUAGAACGGUGUGUUUCUCUACCAUGUUCCCAUAAAACUUGUUUUAGAUUUAUCGUUUUGUUUCACAAAAAAAAAAAAAAAAAAAAAAAAUUAUUCCAAUUUAA
Molecule: messenger RNA, 707 nt
Organism: Capsicum annuum
Lineage: Eukaryota; Viridiplantae; Streptophyta; Magnoliopsida; Solanales; Solanaceae
Exons: 1
Coding region: 1-561 (186 amino acids)
Biological process (GO): box C/D snoRNP assembly
Molecular function (GO): box C/D methylation guide snoRNP complex binding
Source: RefSeq, a predicted model, not a curated record